This is a messenger RNA of Beta vulgaris subsp. vulgaris (sugar beet), 1357 nucleotides long. Its product is annotated as inositol polyphosphate multikinase beta. The transcript is spliced from 2 exons. Gene Ontology annotation, biological process: inositol phosphate biosynthetic process. Lineage: Eukaryota; Viridiplantae; Streptophyta; Magnoliopsida; Caryophyllales; Amaranthaceae. The record is from RefSeq and is a predicted model, not a curated record. The coding region runs from base 211 to 1098 and encodes 295 amino acids. Gene Ontology annotation, cellular component: cytoplasm; nucleus. Gene Ontology annotation, molecular function: inositol-1,4,5-trisphosphate 3-kinase activity; inositol tetrakisphosphate kinase activity.
GAGACGCCAUAAAAUAUCUAGUGUUCUACUAAUUCUCUUUGACAUAUUAUUUUUACGCCAACAGUAUUUAGUACCCAAAUCUAGAAAGAAUCAAAUUAUAAUUGUCAUUGAAUUUGCAACUAUUAUUUCAAAUCUCAGAAUUCUGAAGAAACAUUUCAACUUCUGUAAUUUCUACGAAAUUUAGAGGGGUUGGUAGCCAGGUCGAAAAUCAUGUCGAUGUUUAAGGUCCCAGAUCACCAGGUUGCUGGACACCAGGCUCUUAAUGGGCAGCUUGGACCGCUUGUAGAUAAAUCAGGGCAUUUUUUCAAGCCCCUUCAAAAGAAUGAACGAGGCUUAAGAGAGGCUGAAUUCUACGAGACUUUCUCAUCUGAUGUCAGAGUCCCAGAUCACAUAAGCAAAUAUUUUCCCAAAUACUUCGGCACCCAGAUUUUAGAAGCUUCUGAUGGAUCAGGACCCUGCUCCCACCUUGUUAUGGAAGAUCUAAUUUCAAACUACAAAAACCCGUCAAUCAUUGAUGUUAAGAUUGGCUCCCGAACCUGGUAUCCACAAGCAACGGAGGACUAUAUUCAGAAAUGUCUCAAGAAAGAUCAAGAAACCUCUAGCCUUCCUUUGGGUUUCAGGAUAUCGGGGUUACACUUUUACCAAGGUCCGGAAUCAGAGUACUGGAAGCCUGAUCGAACACUGACCAUUAAGUAUACAGCAGACGAUGUCAAGUUGGUUUUAAAGAAGUUUGUUUCAUCAAAUCAAUCAUCAGAACUUAAGGAAGACCUGGAUUGUACAUAUGCUGCAAGUGUCUUUGGUGAUUCAUCAGGCAUUUUGGCACAGUUGCUCGAGCUUAAGUCAUGGUUUGAGGAGCAAACUUUGUACCAUUUUUAUUCUUGCUCAGUUUUAAUGGUUUAUGACAAGGACUCACUGGUGAAAGAUGGAAAGUUUGGUCCUGCAAUUAAGCUUGUUGAUUUUGCUCAUGUUGUCGAAGGCGAUGGUGUUAUCGAUCAUAACUUCUUAGGUGGACUCUGCUCAUUGAUCAAAUUCAUCUCUAGCAUGCUGACAAUUCCAAAUGGAGGUACCAACAAAGACGGCUUGCAGAAUCGAGCGUAGGAUUCGAUUCAUAUCAUCACUCAAUGGUGGGUAAUGGAAUAGAUGAAGCAACAUUUCCAAACAAAAGAACUCGGGACUCAUCUCCUUCUCCCAUAUAUAUAUAUCUUUCUAUUUACAGCUUACAUAAACAUUGCUUAAGGUUUGCAUUAUUUCCCCUUCCCCAAAUCUCAUAUUGAAUAUAAUAUGAGAAACUUAAUAGAUUCCGAAACUUUUGGAUUUUUUUCUUCAUUUAUAUGCUCAAAUUCUUUAGUUUUCUUAA